UAUGAGAGAGUAAAUAUUAUUAUCUAAUAGAGUUUAUAGUCAGAAUUAAGAGCCCUUUAUAUUAAAUUAGGAAUAUUUUAUGUAUUUUUAAUUUUUGAUUUGAUUUGGUCAUCCUUUAUUGAACCAUCUACAAUGAAUUAAAUUUCAUAAGAUACAAAAUAAGGAGAAACACAAAUAUUAUGGAUGAGUGCCCUUCAUAUCAUAAUAACAGGCAUUAUUUUUGUAUUGUUUUGUACUUUGAUGUGGCAAACAUAACCUCUUAAAUUGGGUAUGGUCAAACUUCUAGUUAAGUAUGAUAAAUUUAAAAUUAAGGGAUUUUUUAUAUGUCUUUUUAGUUAGUGGAUUAAUGCUUAUCUUAGUUGUGAUUGAGAGAGUAGCCAUAUUUAUAACUAAUACUACAACAAAUUCUGUGAUUGUAGAUGUUAUCAAAGAAAAUUGGUCAAGUUUUUUUUAUCAAUUAUUUUUUUAUAUAAGAUUUUUAAUAAGACCAAUUUAUUUAUUUGUGAUGUUACAUGGAUCAUUGAAAAUUGCUAAACCCUAUUAUCAUAUGAGAAACCCUGAACUUUUCCUCAAUUGA
This is a messenger RNA of Paramecium pentaurelia, 577 nucleotides long. Lineage: Eukaryota; Ciliophora; Oligohymenophorea; Peniculida; Parameciidae. The record is from the annotation of a GenBank genome assembly.